Molecule: messenger RNA, 1725 nt
Organism: Jaminaea rosea
Lineage: Eukaryota; Fungi; Basidiomycota; Exobasidiomycetes; Microstromatales
Product: sure-like protein
Exons: 4
Coding region: 259-1368 (369 amino acids)
Cellular component (GO): P-body
Molecular function (GO): hydrolase activity
Source: RefSeq, a predicted model, not a curated record
CGCAGCAUCAUUGGGUCCGAGCGAGCGAGAGACGACCGGCGUCAGUUGGCGCUAUCUUACUCAACCUCAUCAAUUGCUCUCGUAUCCCCUUUCGCCUUUCGUGCUUUCAUCUGCUCGUUAUCAGCUCUCUGCGCCUGCACUCGCGUCAAUUGGUUACGACUGCGGCCGAUCUCCGCAGCAUACACUCUCGCAGACACGUCAGUCGCGUCUCCUGUCCACGCUCCGACGCCUUCGCAGCAUCCCCUCUUUGAAGCAGGCAUGGCCCCAUCAUCCUCCUCGUCAUCCUCGCGCACGCCGCUCAACAUCCUCCUCGUCAACGAUGAUGGCUGCCCAGGUCCAGCCUCGCCGCAUAUCCUCUCCUUCUACCGUACUCUCGUAAACCGCGGACACCACGUCUCUGUCGUGCUGCCCUCUCAUCAGAAGAGCUGGGGCGCAAUGGCCUUCAGCGUAAAGGGGUCCAUCGGGCUCUGGUACUACUACCCGGAGCAGGAUGGGGAAGGAGCAGGGAAGUGGGAGACGGAGAGGCGUCCAGGAGGGGCGAAGGAGGAGUGGGUGCUGAUUGACGGGUCACCAACAACGUGCACCAGCAUCGGCCUCUUCAACCAGUCGCAGCUCUUCCCCGAUGCCGAGCAAAAGCCCUUUGAUCUCGUCCUCAGCGGUCCCAACCUCGGCCGCAACACGGGCGCCGCCUUCGCCAUGUCUUCUGGCACCCUCGGCGCAGCAAUGGCUGGUGCCCUCUCAAAGCACAAGGCCAUUGCGGUAUCGUACGCCCACUUCUCCGUCGUCCCCAAGGCAAUUCAAGACGCAAUAGAUGCCAAGGGCCUCUCGUCCGGGCCCAGCCAGCCGACGUCAGACGAGGGCGAAGAGACGGACCCUCCUCAACCGCCCGCCGCCUCCUCUCCCUCAGCAUGGAAGCACGUCGUGUCCGUCGCGCCCGUCGAACUGGUACAGAUCGCCCACAAUAUCAGCAUCGACCUCGUCGAGCGGUUGGUGCGCGGGUGGGAACCCUCUGUCGGUGUGUACAGUAUCAAUGUGCCAUUGGCAUGGACGUUGAAGGAUCCGCAGGUCUUCUGGACUGCCGUGUGGAAGAAUAGCUACCCAAAACUCUUCAAGCUGAUGGAGCCUCAGGAGUCGGGUCAAGGCCAAGCAGCAGCCACUCAUAUUCCCGCGUCGGCGCCUAAGCCCAAGACGAAUCUGGUCUUUGCGCCAGAGAUGUCGUCCAUGAUGGCCAGAGGAUCGGAGGAGAGCUUCGUAGGUACUGAUGCAUGGGCCAUCCAACACGGACACAUCUCCAUCAGCCGCCUUCAACCUGGCUUCGUCGAGGUACCACUACCAGCCAACCAUGACGGCCAGCGCUUCAAGAUGUAGCCUGGCAGCAGGGCGCACAGGUUGUCAUCCGCCUCGUCCGCCUGCUCGCCCGCCCGCUCGCCAUCGCCGCUGGCCAACGCUCAGCUCAUUUCGUCUGUCCGCCCGCCCGCCCGGCCAUGCCAUCCAUCAACCAAACUCGGGAGCGGCGAGAGGGACGCUGGGCAAAGCCAAUCUCACAAGGACAGUGUAUUUAGGGUCUGCCGACACCAAUAGCAAUGGCAUCACCGAGAGCGACGAGAGGACGUCGAGUUGCCCGUUAUUAAGUAGGAAUCAUCGUAGAGACGACUGGCUCAUCAACGGCGGACUGAUCCAACCUGAUUCGUAGAGUCGCUUCAGGUGUCGACUCGCAGGCGUCGG